Messenger RNA from Helobdella robusta, 666 nucleotides. RefSeq lists its product as hypothetical. Gene Ontology annotation, molecular function: translation initiation factor activity; ribosome binding. The transcript is spliced from 8 exons. Gene Ontology annotation, biological process: regulation of translational initiation. The coding region runs from base 1 to 666 and encodes 221 amino acids. The record is from RefSeq and is a predicted model, not a curated record. Gene Ontology annotation, cellular component: cytoplasm; eukaryotic translation initiation factor 3 complex. NCBI's taxonomy places the organism in Eukaryota, Metazoa, Annelida, Clitellata, Rhynchobdellida, Glossiphoniidae.
AUGGCCGCGGAGCUUCGAGAAAAGGUAGCCCACAUCGUGAAGGGACUUGACAGAUACAAUCCAGAAAAUCUUCCCAUAUUAGAAAAAUAUGUUGUUCUUACUGCUUCAGAGAAUUUAUAUGAUCUGGAAGCCUAUUUAGCCGUUUUAAAAACGUAUCAGUUCAGGCCAAGUCUAUUUAAUGAAAAUAUAGCUGUUUUAGUGUUCUUAAAGGCAUUAACAAAUUUGCCUCAUUCCGAUUUUACACUUUGUAAAUGCAUUCUUGAUCUUGGAAAGUUGGCCCAACUGAUUGAAGAGCCUUUUGCAAAAAUAUUGGCACUGUCAGAACUCUUGGAAACCUGCCAAUUUGAUCUUUUUUGGAAUAGCUUGGAUGCAAUUUCUGAUAGACUUCUGAACAUCAAAGGAUUUGAGGAUUCAAUCCGAAAAUUUGUUUGCCAUGUUAUCGGUAUCACAUUUCAAGUCAUAAAAAAGAGUGAAUUGAAGAUACUUCUUGGUGGUCUAACAGAGUCGCAAGUCAAUCAGUGGAUAGCAACAAAUAAGUGGAAAGAUAAAGGGGAUGGUUAUGUUUUUAUUGCUAAUCAGGAAGUCAAUAUAAAAACUAAAAAUAUCUCGGAAAAAAUCACUUUUGAAGGUGUGGCUGCGGUCAUGCAGUUGGCAACAAAUCAAUGA